AUGGCGCUUCCUCCCAAGUUUGCAGGGCACCGCCUUACCUUCGACACACUCUCUCCGUCCGGGGCCAGUGCCAAACCCCUCCACACACUUGAGAUCUUUCUUGACUACACCUGCCCCUUCUCAGCCAAUCUCAUCACUCGCGCUCUCCGAACAGAGAUCUUCCGCACUCUGACCUCGGUGGUCAUCCCACACAUCCGUGCAACCCCCUCGCUGUCCUCGUCCCUUCAGCUCAUCUUCCGCCAUCAAAUCCAGCCCUGGCACCCGACCUCAACCCUCGCUCACGAAGCUGCACUAGCCGUGCUGCGCCUGACUGACGGCGAUCCAGACAAGUUCUGGGCUUUCUCAGCGGCGCUAUUCGAUGCACAAAAGACCUUGUUCGACGAGGCUGUCGUGGAUGAGACGCGCAACCAGACGUACCGGCGUUUGGCAAAACUCGCAGCCGAGACGGUCGGCGUGAACGAGGAGCAGGUGUAUAAGCUGCUGGAGAUCAAAAAAGGGGAAGGGGAGCCGCGGAACGUGGGAAAUGGGGUAACAGUUGAUGUCAAGUUUGUUGUUAAGAUGGCGAGAUUGGUGAGCGUGCAUGUGUCUCCGACGGUGCUGUUUGAUGGGGUUGUGCAGGGAGAUAUUAGCAGCUCGUGGACUGGGGAGCAGUGGAAGGAGUGGUUGGAAAAGAACAUUGUCUGA
Thermochaetoides thermophila DSM 1495 is the source of this 684-nucleotide messenger RNA. RefSeq lists its product as uncharacterized. The transcript is spliced from 2 exons. Bases 1 to 684 code for a protein of 227 amino acids. The record is from RefSeq and is a predicted model, not a curated record. Lineage: Eukaryota; Fungi; Ascomycota; Sordariomycetes; Sordariales; Chaetomiaceae.